AUGGCCGAGGUGAAGAACCUCACGUGGGCGGUGGAGGACGUUUUCAAGGACACCUUUCUCAGCUACAUGAACGGCUGGAGGAGGAACAUGACGGAGGCGGCGACCAAGCUGCAGGCCCAGGUGGCGGCCGAGAACUUCGACUACGUCAUCCUGUACCUGAUGGUGAUGAUCGGGAUGUUCUCCUUCAUCAUCGUGGCCAUCCUGGUGAGCACCGUGAAGUCCAAGAGGAGGGAGCACUCCAACGACCCCUAUCACCAGUACAUCGUGGAGGACUGGGGAGAGAAGUACAAGAACCAGGUGCUGAUCCAUGAAAAUCCGGGAGCGAGGGAUAAAACGAGCCCCGAGUCGCCCUGAGUUUCGGGAAACGACGGCGGUGAGGAAAUCAGGGAGUCACACACUGGGAACCCACUGGCAUUAUGAAAACCUGGGAAACUGUUCGUUAAAUUAACACACAGGUCGAGGUAUAACGGAGGAAACCAACUCUACUGGUUCCCAUCGACCUUACUGGUUCCCAUCCACCUUACUGGUUCCCAAUCCACCUUACUGGUUCCCAAUCAAUCUUACUGGUUCCCAUCAACCUGACUGGUUCCCAAUUCACCUUACUGGUUCCCAACCCACUCUACUGGUUCCCAGUCCACCUUACUGGUUCCCAUCCACCUUACUGGUUCCCAUCCACCUUACUGGUUCCCAUCAACCUGACUGGUUCCCAUCAACCUUACUGGUUCCCAAUCCACCUUACUGGUUCCCAUCCACCUUACUGGUUCCCAAUCAGUCUUACUGGUUCCCAGUUCACCUUACUGGUUCCCAAUCAGUCUUACUGGUUCCCAGUCCACUUUACUGGUUCCCAACCCACCUUACUGGUUCCCAUCAACCUUACUGGUUCCCAAUUCACCUUACUGGUUCCAAAUCAGUCUUACUGGUUCCCAUCAACCUUACUGGUUUCCAAUCAGUCUUACUGGUUCCCAUCCACCUUACUGGUUCCCAGUCCACCUUACUGGUUCCCAUCAACCUUACUGGUCCCAAUCCACCUUACUGGUUCCCAACCAGUCUUACUGGUUCCCAGUCCACCUUACUGGUUCCCAUGAGGACCUUGGCACAGCCCCUUGUGAAAUUCCCAGGAAAAAAUGUCUGUUUGUGCUUCGCUCUGAGAUUUUCUGUUCUUCGGGAAAAUAAAACCAA
Molecule: messenger RNA, 1179 nt
Organism: Pipra filicauda (Wire-tailed manakin)
Lineage: Eukaryota; Metazoa; Chordata; Aves; Passeriformes; Pipridae
Gene: KCNE2
Product: potassium voltage-gated channel subfamily E regulatory subunit 2
Exons: 1
Coding region: 1-354 (117 amino acids)
Biological process (GO): membrane repolarization during action potential; ventricular cardiac muscle cell action potential; potassium ion export across plasma membrane
Cellular component (GO): membrane
Molecular function (GO): voltage-gated potassium channel activity involved in ventricular cardiac muscle cell action potential repolarization; delayed rectifier potassium channel activity; transmembrane transporter binding
Source: RefSeq, a predicted model, not a curated record